Messenger RNA from Stegostoma tigrinum, 1306 nucleotides. RefSeq names its product dynein, axonemal, light chain 1 (gene dnal1). Gene Ontology annotation, molecular function: protein kinase binding. The transcript is spliced from 8 exons. Gene Ontology annotation, cellular component: cytoplasm. Lineage: Eukaryota; Metazoa; Chordata; Chondrichthyes; Orectolobiformes; Stegostomatidae. Bases 59 to 634 code for a protein of 191 amino acids. The record is from RefSeq and is a predicted model, not a curated record.
UGCGCAUAUCUCCCUGUUUGCCUAGCAACCGCCGCGCGAGCGAAGACCGUCCGGAGAAAUGGCCAAAGCGACCACCAUCAAAGAGGCUCUGGCCAAGUGGGAAGAAAGAUCAGGUGAGAAGGCAGCUGAAGCUGUGGAGGUGAAGUUAUAUGGCCAGGUACCACCAAUUGAGAAGAUGGAUGCGUCCCUCUCUACGCUGAGCAAUUGCGAGAAGUUAUCUCUUUCGACAAACUGCAUCGAAAAGAUUGCAAACUUGAAUGGACUAAAGAAGUUAACAAUUCUGUCACUGGGAAGGAACAAUAUAAAGAAUUUAAAUGGUCUGGAGGCAGUGGGGGAAACACUGGAAGAGUUGUGGAUUUCAUAUAACUUGAUUGAGAAGCUCAAAGGAAUUCAUGCGAUGAGGAAGCUGCAAGUUCUGUACAUGUCAAACAAUCUGGUAAAGGAUUGGGCUGAGUUCAGCAAGCUGGCUGAUCUUCCCAAUCUGGUCGACCUCGUCUUCGUAGGAAAUCCCAUUGAAGAGAAGUAUUCGGCUGAAGGCAUCUGGGUGGAGGAAGCAACAAAGAGGCUCACUAGGUUGAAGAAGCUGGACGGGGUGCCUGUCAUUAAACAAGUGGAAGAAGAGGCUGAAGACUAAUGCCCACAUAAUGCACGAUGUUGGAAAGACCUUCCAAUGUUCUCCUCCACCAUUGCACUUUCUCCAUUCUUGAUUGUGACCAAACAAGCUUGCUAGCUGUAGUUUCUCAAAUAUUCCUAGCAUGUUCUUUUGCAUUGUAUUAUGACUUGUUGUUGUUUGUUGAAGCAGUGAAUUUACUGGAAUCCUGUGACCAGUUCCUAAUAACCCGAGUUUUUAAAGGCAAAAGAGAUGCUUCAGCCAGAGGAAAUAAUCAUUUUUAAAUAUAGUUUUGCAAAGUGUUAGUUUAUAACCAUUUUUUGAUGAGGGGGACAAACAUUUGAUCAUUUUUGGUAGUGCAUUUGAAUUUUUAUUUCAAUUUUUAAUUUAGCUUUAACUUAUUUGUAAUUAUAAAUUAACUGUAGAAUGUUGUUAUAAUGCAGUUAUCUAACUUGGGAGUGUAAUGUUACUCUUGGACUGGGACCUUCCCCUGCCCUGGCUUCUCAUGUGCAAAACGGCAACCUUACUUCAUGCUUCUCCCGUCAAGAUCUGUCCAGAUUUUUAAGUAAUUGCCUAGUUUUUGUAAAGUACCUUUUAUCUGUUUUAUACAGAAUUAUUUAUCAGAAGAUGUUGUAAAAAUGUGCUAUCUUGUGAAAAAUGAUUUAUUCUGGUAACUAAUAAAGCUAACUAACUUUC